AUGUCAUUUACAACUAUAGCACGUGGAAUAGUAUGUGGCAUGAAUCUGCUGAUGCUGCUUGUCGCAGCAGCAGUGAUUGGAUUGGCAUGUUGGAUACGUUGGGAUGAUGGAUUUGAGUACAGCCUUCGUCAUGCUAUCAAAGUUGAAAACAAUGGAGAACCGUUAAGAGACAUAAAGGAUGAUAUGCGAACAUGGAUCACUGUGUCAUAUUGGGUGAUUAUGGGAUUUGCUAUUGCUUGUGUCAUCAUUGGAUUCGUGGGAUUUUUGGCUUCUUGCCUAAAAUCAAGAUGUUUCCUUAUUUUAUACUUCAUCGCCAUGGUUAUUGUCAUCAUACUAGAGAUCGCUGUUGGAAUUCGCGUCAUAGUUGCUGGAUCAGACAUUCAUGACAAAGUCAAUUCAUAUGUUUAUUAUUCUUAUUACUUACAAAGUCAACAAGAUAUUCAAGCCAUCACUGGAAGAUACGAUUGUUGUGGAGUGGCGGGACAGGCGACCUUCGGAUGUUCUGCCGGACAGAAAACAUGUACAGCAGCAGUAUGGGAUCGUCUGAAUGAAACGCUCAUCAUAUUCGGCUCAUCAAUGAUAGCUGUGAUUGUACUACAGAUAGUUGUCAGCGUGCUGACCAUUCCCAUAUUUGCUCAUCGUAAGCGUGAAGAAUCAACGUAUUGA
Auanema sp. JU1783 is the source of this 666-nucleotide messenger RNA. NCBI's taxonomy places the organism in Eukaryota, Metazoa, Nematoda, Chromadorea, Rhabditida, Rhabditidae. The record is from the annotation of a GenBank genome assembly.